AUGUUCUGUUGGAGUCCUAUUCCUGAGCUAUACAAGUCCAUCAUUGAAGAUGUGAUUGAAGGUGUGCGGGAGCUCUUUGCAGAGGAGGGUGUAGAGGAGCAGGUUCUGAAGGACUUGAAGCAGCUUUGGGAAACGAAGGUGACACAGUCCAGAGCAACAGAAGGCUUCUUCAAACACAGCCACUGCUCUCCACGGUUCAGCCUGCAGCUGCCACACAGCUCUCACAGCCUCUUGCAGACUUCAGCAGCUUCUUAUGUCAUCCAAGCUGGCAGAGGCUUUCAGCAUUUCACAGCAGCAAAACUGGGCCCCCCACGAGUGGGUGUGACUCUUGCUCUCCCUUCCUGUGUUGCUUAUCCUUUGCAGAUGCCAGCUGGGGUGAUGCUGCAGCCAGCACCAGGGCAGCUUUACAAGGUGAAUGUGCCUGUUGUGGUCACACAGGCCUCGGGAGAUGGAAACCUUCUCCACUACCCUGUGCAGCAGAUGUUUCAUCCCCUUGGGCAAGCUUCAGUUCUGCAGGCCAGCCUGGCCAGUGUCACACAGCUGAGUGCAUCUGCUGCCCAUGCAGCUGGUGAAACACUGCAGCCCCAGGAGGCUGCGCUCCAGCAGGCUGUGCUGUUUAAACCGAGCAAUGUGGAGAAACAACACCUGGAGAACUCUGCUCCCUUGGUCCAGCAGCCUUCUGUGAGUCUGCAGAAAUAUGAAAUUAAUGCAGUGUUGAAUCAGUGCAGUGAAUCCACAGAAAAAUUCCAGCAUGACAACCUUCACACAGCUGUGUUUACUCCAGAAUGCUCUGAAGGACUUUUUAUUGAUGAAUCCUUGGCAAGCAGCUCGAGCAGCAUCCUGCUGGAUGUGGAGGGGCAGCUGGACAUGGAGCACCCAGAGCUGCUGCAGCAGCAGGUGUCUGAUGAUAUCAUUGACCUGAUUAUUGCAGGGGAAAGCUUGGAUGGAAAUGCAUUCCUGAAGGAUCAGGGCAGCAUGGCUUCCUCUGACAAGGCGGAGUCCAAUUUACUGCUGGAGAAAGAUCUCUGCAGUGACAUUGAAGGCAUAAGUCAGCUCGAUGGCACUGGGGACGUUUCUUCCAAGGAACAAAUGCCACAUACCAAAGAUAAAGAAGAGAAUGAAUUCAUUGGCUUUAUUGAUUCAGAGGAUCUGAGAGUUCUGGAUGAUGAGGAAGACUAUGAUGAAGAAUGUGACAGUUCUUCAAACAUAGAGUCCAGCGGCAGUGACGGGGACAAUGAAGACCUCCAGAUAGACAUAGUUGAGGAGGACCCCUUGAACUCUGGUGAUGAUGUCAGUGAGCAGGACAUUGCAGACUUGUUUGACACCGACAAUGUGAUCGUUUGUCAGUAUGAAAAGAUACAUCGAACUAAGAAUAAAUGGAAGUUCUACUUAAAAGAUGGAGUGAUGUCUUUUGAGGGUAAAGACCAUGUUUUUGCAAAAGCCACAGGAGAUGCAGAGUGGUGA
Molecule: messenger RNA, 1464 nt
Organism: Melozone crissalis (California towhee)
Lineage: Eukaryota; Metazoa; Chordata; Aves; Passeriformes; Passerellidae
Gene: GTF2A1L
Product: general transcription factor IIA subunit 1 like
Exons: 9
Coding region: 1-1464 (487 amino acids)
Biological process (GO): transcription initiation at RNA polymerase II promoter; transcription by RNA polymerase II
Cellular component (GO): transcription factor TFIIA complex
Source: RefSeq, a predicted model, not a curated record